Molecule: messenger RNA, 2983 nt
Organism: Eublepharis macularius
Lineage: Eukaryota; Metazoa; Chordata; Lepidosauria; Squamata; Eublepharidae
Gene: CFAP100
Product: cilia and flagella associated protein 100
Exons: 17
Coding region: 422-2311 (629 amino acids)
Source: RefSeq, a predicted model, not a curated record
ACGUGGCGGAAUGCUCAGACGCCACAGAGUGUCUCCCGUCUAAAGGCACCCCUCUGCUUAAAUCCAGUUGCUCAAAGAGGAUCUCAAGCGAGGACUGUUGUUUGCAGCUAAAUGAGGCGUUUGACUUGGGAGAGUGAGAAGACCAGGCUGAGAUUGUAGUAACUGGAUUUAGUUUUCCUUCUCUAUACUUACCAGUAUUUCACUCGGAACAGAUAAUUCAGGGGCAGCAGCAUCCUUUUCCCUGACUAGACUUCUAUGUCGUUAAAUUUUAUGGCAGCGGAGAUUUACAGUGCCCUCCUAAAGCAGAGUUUUCUUGAGUUUUUUUCUAAGAAGCGAACACAACACACAUUGAAAGCCAUAGGGAAGGCAACGUCCUGUGGAAACCUUACCCUGUAUUUUGUCCGAUCAAAAUUCUACCACCAUGUCUAUAGUCUCUUUUGGACGCUCAAGUGUUACUCUGGACCCAAAUAGCUCUGAACAUACUUUCAGGGAAAAGUCUUCAUCUCAGCAAGUGGGGGAUGUGUUUACCAUUCCUUCAGUGAAGUCUGGGACUGGCACAGAUUCAAAAUCAGAAAGUCCAACGGUUACAGAAGUGGUGUUUGAUAAAAACCCUUUCAAAAUCCCUUCAGAUGUUGAUAUCUUCUUAUUGCGAGACAAACAGAAAGAAAAAGCAAAAUUGGAACGGGAACGAAGGAAGACACUGAAGGUCCAUGAGAAAAUGACUUGCUCUACUAUGAUGGGUGCAAAACAAACUGGGUUCAAAAGACAAAUCCAGAUGGAAGAGGAAGCUGAAGACAAAGAGUUUGCAGCAGAAGCUGAACGGCUGAAAGCUCUCCGGGAAAGCAUCUCAUGGAAGAUUGCUGUCACUAAAGACCAGGUUGUAGAAAGAGAAACUAUAUACGACUACAUCAAUCAGAAACGGCAAAUGUUCCUGCUGCAGUAUGCUGUAACUGUAAAGAAAGAUGAAAUUCAAAAGCUAGAGAAGCUGGCCGUGGAAGAGGAAGCCAAGCUGGAAAAGGCUGAGGAAGACCUAGAGAAGGAUGCUGCCAUGUUUGAUGAGUUCCUGAAGGAGAAUGACAGAAACUCUGCACAAGCCCUGAAAAUUGCUGAAAAAGAAACCAAAGCCAAGUUGGAGAAAAUACUUGAGAUCCGAGAACUGACAGCGCAAAUGAUGAACAUCCAGAGCGAGAUAGCCAGAUUUGAAGACACUUUGCAUGAAUACAUGGUAUUCAAGGACUUCCUCUUCCAGCUGUCCCCAAAAGAGUGGCAGGAGAGCCAUGAAAAAAAGCAGCAGAAAGAAAAAGUGCUGAAAGUUAUUCCUGAUGUUAAAGAUGACAAACCUGCCCAAUUAGGACCCAGUAUAAGCCGAGGCCGGGAACAACAAAGCAGGAGCAAACAGAAAAUACUGCGUUCCAGUUAUGACUUGAGCCCCACAGACCAAAGCUUGUCUCGGAGUCCAAGCAUAAGUCUGCCAAGAAAAGAUUCUGUCAGAUUAAGCCGAAUGUUCUCUCGGCAAAACUUUAAAACCCAGCAAAGCAGAAAAGCGAGCACUCUAACUGCUUUAACAGAUGACAAGGACUCUUUAACCCUGUCAGAUGAGGAAGAUAAUGAGCAACCUGAGAUAUACUUUACUGAUCCACACCAGUUGCUAAAUAUUUUCACUGAGCUAGAGGAACAGAAUUUGUCUCUAAUUCAGAAUUCACAGGAGACAGAGGAAACUCUAGAUGAACUUCGGCAUACUCUGACUACUACUCGCAAUAAAAUGGACAAGGAGAUCGAGCAGUUAAAGCAACUUGCAAUCACACUUCAAGCCAACAUUAUUAAAGAGGAAGAGACAGCGGCAGACCUAGAACUCAAAGCACGAGUCUUUUCCUUUGGAGAAUACAAAGCAGAGGUUCAGGACAAAAUGCUGGUGAGCUUGCAUAAAAAGGUAUUGGAAGUCUAUCGACGCUGCAUUGGAGAAAACGAGGCAAAUCUCGGAACUCUGCAGAUGCUAGGUGUUAUAGAACACCAACUGGAUGACUUGCUGGAGUGUCUUGAGAGAGUACCUCAAGCAAAAAUAGAACAAGCUGAGAAAGCCAAAGAAAAAGAACGGAGGAUAAGGAUGAGAGAAGAAAAGAUAAGACAGCAGAGAGCACUGCAGGAAGAAAGGUUGCAACGAGCACUGGCAAGAGCACAAGCUGAAGUUAAGAGAAAGACUGGCAGAAGACUGGUGUUCCGCUCUGAGCCCCCAGCCUUUAAGGAAAAAGAAGAUGAGGAUCUAGGACUGAUCGACAAGGAAAAAGAGGAACUGCUAUACUACUUUUCUUAGGAACUUGACAAAGAGAGAGCUGCAAGAGAGCUGCAAGAGAGCUGCUCUAAAGAGCUGCAAUGAGUCUGACACGUUACGGUAGUACAGGCUGCUUAGGAGAAGUGUGGUUGGGUUUUUUAGUUACUUAUGUCAAAUAAAUUUUUUUUGAAGGUAACGAAAUCUAAUAUUUUUAGUUACCUAGCUCAUCCAACUCAAAGCCAGAAGAGCCACCAUUUCUGCACUGCUUUAAGCUAGUAACUCAAACCCCUUCAGUUUUGUCUUUUCAUAAACAAAAUAAUGAAACUGCUAAAAGUAAAAUAAGAUCUCCAAGAUUAGAGAUACAACAUAAAAAACCUCAGCUCCAAUUAGAUGCUUUAACCCCAGCACUGAGUUCAGUAAAUGCAAAAAUGAAAGUGAUGAAGUAUUUAGGGAUUUCAUCUGGAGCUUCUCUUCAGAGCUGUAAACUUCAAAACUUGCAAGAGUUUGAGAAUUUGUUUUGUUGCAAUAAACAUACUGCACAGAAAUUAUUACCACAUCAAAAACUCAACUGGGAAUGAAGAACUGGACAUUAGUUUUUAUUACUUCUUUUAUCUCAGCAUUUUCAGGUGUCCACUGCCAGCAAUGGACUUUGCUGGAAUAAAUUUUAGGGUAGGUUACCCUCAAGCCAUUAGAAAUUUACAAGGAUUUACAAAG